CGGGCCCGGCGGGCGGGGCGGGUUUAUGGCGGCGGCUCUGUCCCUGUCCGCCCUCGCUGCCAGGCUCUCCCAGUCGGCCGCUGCCCGCUCCUACGGCGUCUUCUGCAAGGGGCUCACCAGGACCCUCCUCAUCUUCUUCGACCUGGCCUGGAAGCUCCGCAUCAACUUCCCCUACCUCUACAUCGUCGCGUCCAUGAUGCUCAACGUGCGGCUGCAGGUCCAUAUUGAGAUCCACUGACUGGUGACUUGGUGUGCUGCUUGCACUGUAUGCUGUCUGUCACACUUCUCUUCCAAUCCAGCCUGUUGUGAAGCAGCAGAGCUGUGCUCAUGUGCUCCAGGACUAUGAAGAAAGAAGAUUUAACCCAGAACCCAGUAUGUGACGAUGACCCAGCUCAUCCCAAGGCAGCAGCUCACCUGACACAUGUGCAUUCCAUGUUGGACAGUUCUCAAUAUCUGAGUAGCAGUUUACAAGAAUUAUUUAACACGAGGAAUUGUUCUCUCUUCAAUACUAUACCUCUGCCUUCUGUUGGCAAGGAAAUGUCUCUGAGUUUCAGUGAAUCAGCAGGGAUGAACUCCAGUGCAGCUGCUCCUUGGAAGGAUUCAUUUCAUCUGCAUUUUUCUUCUGGCAAAGACAGUCCUGAUCUGGUUUCUCACUGCAUUGAUGGUAUUUCAGUAACAGGCUGGCUGGAGAAAGCUUGUAGCCUUUCUGGAGACUUCAGCUCCUGCUGUCCAGGAGACAACUCUGUAUGUUUUGCACAAUUCUGGCUGGGACAUUUGCAGUGUAAUAAAAACCUGCGGUUUCUGGGAUUAGAAACGAGCAGCAGCAAAGAGAAUGAAGUGCAGUUUGCAUUUUUGAAAGCGUUGGAGCUUGGUGGACUUCCUGAUCCCUGUUGUAUUCCAGCUGCCUCCCUGAACGACUCGUAUGCUAUGGGACUCCUAAACAACCAAAAACCAGGGUUCUUUCUUUGUUACUUAAACCUUGUAUCUUCAGAGCAAACACUUGGAUACGAGCAAAUGCUUCUGAAUGUACAAUAUGUGGCUAAUAAUUU
This is a messenger RNA of Neopelma chrysocephalum (saffron-crested tyrant-manakin), 1049 nucleotides long. Its product is annotated as small integral membrane protein 10-like protein 2A. The transcript has 2 exons. Lineage: Eukaryota; Metazoa; Chordata; Aves; Passeriformes; Pipridae. The record is from RefSeq and is a predicted model, not a curated record. Bases 26 to 238 code for a protein of 70 amino acids.